Kwoniella botswanensis is the source of this 534-nucleotide messenger RNA. RefSeq lists its product as uncharacterized. The transcript has 2 exons. The record is from RefSeq and is a predicted model, not a curated record. The coding region runs from base 1 to 534 and encodes 177 amino acids. NCBI's taxonomy places the organism in Eukaryota, Fungi, Basidiomycota, Tremellomycetes, Tremellales, Cryptococcaceae.
AUGCGAUCAAUCAUCACUUUUACCUUCCUCGUACUCACCUCUCUCCUCUCCACGGUCCUGGGUAAUUAUGUCGACAUGGUCAUUGACUCCGAGAAGGAAUUAGCUGGUACUCUUGAUAAAUUCGUUGAAGAUCAUCCAGACACAUAUGAUUUCAUCGCUAAAUCCCAUGAUGGUAGAAUCGUCAUCCAAGUUAGGUUUGAAGAUGAUACCGUUGGUAUCGAAGGUUUCUUCACCGAGACUCCAGAAUUAUUGGACGAUUUGGAUGUGGCGCAAAAAUCAAUUUUGGCUUCUACCGUCUCGGCUGGAUUGGACGAACAAUCCGGAACCACUUUGGAAUCCCUUCAAGCUUAUCGAUAUGGCGCACCGGACGAAGGCGAUUACACAAGAGACAAUCUUAAAAGAGCUUCCUUUUGUGGUCAAUUCUGCUCAACCAGAUUGAGCUGUGUUGUCCCUGGAUGUAGAAGAUGUUAUUAUACUGGCGGAGCUUGUCUCUGGCAAAAAUCUUGUCAAAGAGUAAGUUUAAAUUUCGAUUGA